AUGGGUUCUGGGAUAUUGGGUCGUGCUUUCUUUCAAGCUUAUCAUCAGGCCAUUGCUAAUGCGUCUAAAACUGGUGUUGCGCAGGAAGCGAUGCAAAAUGCAAAAUACGAUAAGCUGUUUGAGAAUAACGCUAAAGCUGGGAGCUUUUACCUUCAAUCUAAAGUUCUUCGAGCUAAAGAAUGCCUUGAAGUUGUGUACAGGAGCAACGGUACAUCUAGUUAA
Eruca vesicaria subsp. sativa (arugula) is the source of this 222-nucleotide messenger RNA. The record is from the annotation of a GenBank genome assembly. NCBI's taxonomy places the organism in Eukaryota, Viridiplantae, Streptophyta, Magnoliopsida, Brassicales, Brassicaceae.